AUGGUAAUGAGUUGGUUUUCAUUUUUUGCCUAUUUGUUUUUUCCACAAAUUGGAGGCAUUGUUGGCGGUAUAAUAACAGCUACGCAAAAAAUCAAAAAGCCUAGUUGGCGUCCACCAAAUGCCGUAUUUGGACCAGUGUGGACCAUUGUCUAUUGUCUUAUGGGCUAUUCUUCGUAUUUGAUCGCACGUGAUAGUUCAGGUUCUGUUCGUCAUUCAGCUUUAUUUUUCUAUGGUACACAAUUAAUUUUAAAUUGGAUAUGGAGUCCGAUAUUUUUUCUCUUUCAUCAGCUUGGUUUGGCAACUACUGUGAUAUUGGCACUCUUAGUGAAUAUCUUAAUAUGCAUUGUUCAAUUUUGGCCAAUUAAUCAAACAGCCUCAUUACUCAUGGUGCCUUAUGCUGUUUGGGUUGGAUUUGCAUCAGCAUUAACAAUCUCUAUUUGGCGUAUGAAUUCCACAAAUGAUAUAAGAAAACAAGCAAUACCAAAUACCAACGACUUCGAUUUUGAUCGAGAAGAAGCCGUUGAAUUUCUAAAACGAGCAUUUCUCCAUCCUGGAAAAACAAAAUGCGAAGAACAAAAACGAGAAGCAUCAGAAAAAUAUGAAGAAAGAUGUGAGCCAAGUAUCAAUAAAAUAAGUGGCUCACGUUACUGUCCGGAUAUAAAAACAUGGAAAGCAUUUAAAAAUUAUGAAAUUGGAAAUGGAAUGGGAAAAUAA
Messenger RNA from Didymodactylos carnosus, 714 nucleotides. Lineage: Eukaryota; Metazoa; Rotifera; Eurotatoria; Philodinida; Philodinidae. The record is from the annotation of a GenBank genome assembly.